This is a messenger RNA of Fusarium verticillioides 7600, 2065 nucleotides long. RefSeq names its product GTPase. Gene Ontology annotation, cellular component: cytoplasm. Bases 289 to 1542 code for a protein of 417 amino acids. Gene Ontology annotation, molecular function: ATP hydrolysis activity; GTP binding. NCBI's taxonomy places the organism in Eukaryota, Fungi, Ascomycota, Sordariomycetes, Hypocreales, Nectriaceae. The record is from RefSeq and is a predicted model, not a curated record. The transcript is spliced from 4 exons.
AGCCUUCAUACGAUGAAACUGGAGUCACGUACACUCAUUUCCUUCGUAGUUAUCAUAUCGACGGUAGAGUCUUUUCGCCCUUUUGAUAACAUACCCAAAUAAGGAUCAAUCAGCACAUCAGUGUUCUGCUGUGAUUUUGUCAGAGACAAGUUCCACAUCAGUAGAUCUUGUCUUGGACUCCAACCACGAAAGCAAACCCUGGUCUUUUGUAUUAGGGCUGAAUCUAGCGACUUUACCCUCAGUUGAGCCUCUAUCAAGUUCUUGGACUGGGCAAUACGCUUCUUCGUCAUGCCUCGCGAUCCCCUCAUCGGCCUCGUGGGAAAGCCCUCGGCUGGUAAGAGCUCUACGCUCAACAGCUUAACUGAUGCUUCGUCUAAAGUUGGCAAUUUCCCGUUCACCACAAUUGACCCCCAGCGUGCAAUCGGCUAUCUUCAGAUAGAGUGUGCUUGUGCCCGAUAUAACGUAUCAGACAGAUGCAAACCCAAUUAUGGAGCUUGCGUUGAGGGCCGUCGUUCUGUACCUAUUGAGCUUCUCGAUGUCGCUGGUCUAGUCCCCGGUGCUCAUGAGGGCCGAGGCCUGGGGAACAAGUUUCUCGAUGACUUACGACAUGCCGAUGCUCUGAUUCAUGUUGUCGAUGCUUCGGGUACUGUCGAUGCUGAAGGAAAGGAGACAAGAGGCUAUGAUCCUUCCGUGGACAUUGCUUGGCUACGAAGCGAAAUCGUAGCUUGGGUUCUCGGCAAUCUCAUGCAACGAUGGGGAUCCAUCCGACGAAGGCAUCAGGCUAUCAAGGCAACCGCUACAGAAACACUGCAAGCACAGUUCUCCGGUUACGGUGCAACAUCGACUAUUGUGAACCGUGCUCUUGAUCGCUGCGGCAUCAAGGAACCCCUGGAGGAUUGGUCCAAUGAGACCGUAGAGUUGGUCGUCAAUGCCUUCAUUGAUGAGAAGUUCCCUACAGUCAUCGCACUCAACAAAAUCGAUCACCCAGACGCUGAUAAAAACAUCUCCAAAAUCGCCAAGCAGCAAGACCCUAAUACCAUUGUGUUAUGUUCAGCCAUCUCGGAGAUUUUCUUGCGAAAGAUGGCUAAACAGGGCUACAUCAAAUAUGUCGAAGGCAGCGAAUUUAUCGACACCAAGGAGGAUCUUAUAGAGCAAGGCGACCCAACCGGCGGUGGCCUCAAAGAUCUCGACGAGAAAAAUCGUAAUCGAAUCGAGAAUCUCAAGGACAUGGUACUUUACCGCUUUGGAUCUACCGGUGUCGUUCAAGUCCUUUCCAAGGCCGCUGAGCUCCUUGGUCUCGUGCCCGUUUUCCCCGUCCGAAAUACCUCCACCUUCAGUUCUGGUGCAUCGGACUCCAAGUUUGUUUUCCGCGAUUGCGUUCUUGUCAAGAAAGGCAGCACGGUUGGCGAUGUGGCUCGCAAAGUGAUGGGAGAUGCGCCUAUCGCCUUUGUCGAGGGGGCUGGAAAUAUCCGAGUAUCUGAAGACGAUUUCGUCGCUGUGGGCAAGAAUGAUGUUCUAUCAUUCAAGGUCGGCAGAGCCUGAGCUACGAAUAUGCUUGGUUGAGAUAUUCUAGCCAUCAUUGCUGUCUUCAGAAUGCAUAUUUGUACGGCAGGCGUUGGGGUUGUUGUUCUUAAGGUAGAUCGGGGUAUGAAAUGUCCGUACAGAACGAAGUCUUUGGGUUGAUAUCGAAGAAGGAAGCGAUAUGCUCUAUAUAACGCACUCGGAAGAGAAUCGAUUGAUAGCAUGUCACUUAAAUUGUCUCAUGUUAUCUUGUGUGCAAUACGGGGGUCUUGGGGAGCCGACAGUCAUGAAUUGCAAGCCUGCGAUGUAUGGUAUUCCCCUCCACAUGAAGCCCGCGCGUGUAUCUCAUAUGGCAAAGACAAAAUUAUAAUCUAAAUUAAUCAAUGCCUUGAUUGGGGCAAUUAGGACUAACCAUCUAUCUUUAGUGGCCAUUCCCUUGGCCUGUCACCCCAUAUAAGCUCUACUCCGUGCAUGUCCGUCACUUUACGGAGUUUGUCUCCCCAUUCCCCAUGAACUGUUUUCUGGUAAAGACGUUGUAUGUGGG